Eucalyptus grandis is the source of this 1024-nucleotide messenger RNA. Its product is annotated as accelerated cell death 11. The coding region runs from base 206 to 847 and encodes 213 amino acids. Gene Ontology annotation, molecular function: ceramide 1-phosphate transfer activity; ceramide 1-phosphate binding. Gene Ontology annotation, biological process: ceramide transport; intermembrane lipid transfer. Lineage: Eukaryota; Viridiplantae; Streptophyta; Magnoliopsida; Myrtales; Myrtaceae. The record is from RefSeq and is a predicted model, not a curated record. Gene Ontology annotation, cellular component: cytosol; membrane; cytoplasm. The transcript has 4 exons.
CAUUUUAGAAACCCUUACGACAAGUUAGGUGUCUCUCCAGUCCCCAUCCCAGAAGCCACAACAUUCUUUGCAAAUGCGCUAACGAUUCUCGUCCUUUUCCGUUAUAAAAGUCAGCAUAAGAUCCUCAUCGCCGGCGAAGACUCCAACUUUGACCUCAGCCGAAAGAGAGAGAGAGAGAGAGAGAGAGAGUUUCUGGUUCCGAUCGAUGGCGGAGCUCGGCGGCGGCGGCGACGGCGACGGCGACAAGCCGCUGCGGAAGAUCGCGCAGUCGUUCAAGGAGCUCGCGGCGGCGGCGGGGGAUGACUCCCGGGCGGCCGCCGUCGAGGUCGCGCCUUUCUCCCACGCCUGCUCCCUCGUGUCCCCGCUCUUCGGCUGCCUCGGCAUCGCCUUCAAGUUCGCCGAGAUGGACUACGUCGCCAAGGUUCAUGAUCUGGCAGACGCGUCCAAGUCCAUCGUGACAUUGCAGGCGUUGCUGGAUCAUGAUAUAGAAAUGAACAGCAUAAGGAAAGCAGGUAGUCAUUCGAGGAAUCUUCUGAGGGUGAAGCGUGGCCUGGACAUGGUCAGGGUGCUCUUUGAACAAAUUCUCGUAUCAGAGGGGAAUUCCUUAAGGGAUCCAGCUUCCAAGGCUUAUGCACAGGUUUUCGCUCCUCACCAUGGGUGGGCUAUUAGGACAGCUGUAGCUGCAGGGAUGUAUGCCCUUCCCACAAAGGCACAGUUAUUGAAGAAACUCAAUGAGGAUGAGAAUUCAGCCAAGACUCAUAUGCGGGAUUACGUUGUUGCUUCAGAGCCCGUCAUUCUUUACAUCAACAGACUCUUCCUUUCAAGAGAACUAGGCAUUGAUUGGUAAAACCAUGGUGGGAGUUUGCAGAUUAUUUUCUGAAUUAUCUGUGAUCAUGUGUUCAAUAGAAGAAACAUAACCAAUGCCUGAUGAAUCAAUAUUUGCUCGACGAAUAAUGUAAAGUUUCUUGAUAGAUUAGAAUCGCUUGGAGUAUUAUUCAAGAUAAUCUCUUUUAGUUGCUUGAAA